Messenger RNA from Hibiscus syriacus, 1201 nucleotides. Its product is annotated as craniofacial development protein 1-like. The transcript is spliced from 5 exons. The record is from RefSeq and is a predicted model, not a curated record. Lineage: Eukaryota; Viridiplantae; Streptophyta; Magnoliopsida; Malvales; Malvaceae. Bases 173 to 1021 code for a protein of 282 amino acids.
AUCUUUCGAUUUUCCUUAUCUUUCGUAUUUUCUCUCACUUUCUCGCAAGGGUUUCCAGUUUUCUCUGAUUUUUUUUUACCGUUUUGAUUCCACCCAAACAGCGCCUUCAGCUGAACCCGUCAGAAAUUUAGAUCCCUCUCUUCCAAAUAAAACCCUAAAUCUGGUUUCAACAAUGGCUACGACUUCGAAUGGCCCUGACAACUCAGGUGAUGUAAAUGGAAAAGAGGGAACAGUGAACGAGUCUGGGAAAGAAGAUGCUAUUGCUUUGAAUUCGGAGCUGAGUCCUGAAAAUACUGAGACGAAAUCACCCGUGGAGGCGAUGUGGGAGCAAAUGAAUAAGGGAAUACCUAAGAAUGCUCUGAGACAAUUCUCAAGCAGUAAAACCUCGGCCACAAAUAAAGCUUCAAAUAAUUGGAUGAGCUAUCUGCAAAUGAAACCGGCUGCACCUGCAGGGGCUCAAGAAAGACAGAAAGAGGUGAAGGCUUCAAGUGUGACCAAAGAGACCGAUGUCCUGAAUAAAGAUAAAGCAUCGAAGGAAACUACUGUGGUGCAGAACAAUGUCAGUGAUGAGGCGAAGAAGAUUGCUACGGCUGCACUCUCAGCUGUGAAAGACGCUGCUGCCGCUGCAGCUGCUGCUUCGAAUAGGGGGGAAAUUGAGAUAAGUGAGGUUCGAGACUUUGCCGGUCAAGAUAUUGAAAUAAAAAAGCGAAUUCAGGCUGAUUCGAAAGAAGCAGCUGAUAAAGCAAAAGGUACACCUUCUGCAGUAGAUGCCAUUCUCGAACAAAUCAAGAAGAAGCCAAAGCUCAGUGUGCUCGACAAGACGAAAAAGGAUUGGGGAGAAUUCAAGGAAGAAAAUAAGGGGAUGGAGGAUGAAUUGGAUGCAUAUAAGAAGAGUUCAAACCAGUAUUUGGAUAAGGUUUCUUUCUUGCAGCGGACUGAUUACAGGGAAUUCGAGAGGGAGAGAGAUGCAAGGCUUGCUCUACAGGCUAGGAGGAAACCGGAAAUGCGGGAGGACCCUUGAAUGCAUACAACCUAAGUUGUGUUUUAUUGCAUCAUCAUGCCGGAAGCUUCCGUAAGAAAGAGUUGUUUGAGAAUUGUGCAGGGGCCUUUUGUUCCCAUGAUUAGAAUGGAACUCUUUAGCUACAUUUCCAACUCAUCUGUGUUUCAAAUAAAUGUUUUUGUGGUCUCACUUCUCGAGUUC